GCCACACGCGAGGAGGGCAAUAAUAAAAAAAAUAAAUGUAGAAAUUACAGCAACAGAUGGAUGAUUUACGGAUGCGAGUGUGUGGGGAGUGGGCGUUUACACAUCCCAAUGGUCCCACAAUAAAAAAAGGACCAGAGCACUGACCACCCCAGUAACGCGCCCGACAACACGCAGACAAAAAAAACGCUUCGCAAACGACGCCUCGCCCGUGGGCUUCAGAUUGGAAAAGCAAAUAGCACGGCGAACGUAACCGGCAGCCGAUGCCCUCCCUACAUUACCAUACACACCAUCAGGAGGUUCAAGGGCAGCAAGGGAGUCCCACACACUUGGAACCAAGGUGAUAAACAUUAGGGGCGCGCGCGGUCGCAUCUGGCGCCGGGUGGGACACCCGUCACAGCACAGAGGAAAUCAGCGAGCGUUCGUCUCCGCGACAGGAGCUGAUAUCGGCAGGCGGCAGGCAGGCGGCGGCAGUAGACGCCGACAGACGCCGACAAUGAGCGUGUACACGGUGACUGGGGCGCUUCUUUUCCUGUGCACCCUCGGGUCCUCUCCGGCCGCGGUGGAUGCCGGCGUCUUCAACAACAUCUACCCGGAGGUGAUCAACAACACGCUGCACUACUACUUCGUGCCGGACGGCGUCUACGACGACGAGGACGGCCUCGACAAGUGCCUCGUCGAGUUCGACCUCAGCGGCCGCAGGCUGGACCUCGACGAUCGGCGGAAAAAUUCGUGGAGUGGCUCCGACUUGGACGGCUUCAGGCGUGAGACGAAGGACGACUCGCGCGUCCUUGAGAGCCUGCUCAAGGUCAUACAGCACGACACGGACGGCGCGGAGAGCUACGGCAGGUUCCUGCGCAGCGAGCUGAGCACACUGGGCCAGGCGUUCGGCGACGCGGCCACGUCCCUGCAGGAGCUCGAGUCCAAGCUGCAGGCCCAGAAGGAGGCACUGAGCCACGUGGUGGUGGUGGAGGAGCUCCUGCGCCUGGGCGCCGACUCGACGGAUCUGCUCGGCGAGGUGCUGGGCGCGUCGGCGAGCUCGCACGAAUCGAGCAGAUACGUAGAGUCCUUGGUGCAUCUCAACGACGCGCGGCUCACCACCAUCUUCCACAAGUACAUCGAGGCGUGGCAGGUCCACUACGCCGUCUGACGGGGCGGCCGCGACGCGCUUCGUGGCGACGGGUCGCGCCAGCGCGGUGUCCUUCUCCGAGAGGGAUGCGUUUGCCGAGUUUUAGGAUGGAUCUGGAGAGAGAGAGAGAAUUUUUUUUUUUACAAACGAAAAUCGGGCCUUGGGUGUGAACAUUUUUUUGGGAUGGUUCAGAUGUUUUUGUUGUUGUUGUUGUUGCGGAUUGAUCCGAAGGUGCGAAGAUGUCGCAGGGAGUGGCGGCGUCAAUUGCGCGCUUAGCCCCACGAAAGUAGUGCUUACAUUUAAAUUAUUUCUUCAUUGACGGGACUACGUUAAAAUUGCGCAUUCAAUUGUUAAUGUUCACAACGAUUAAAAUGGGUAAAAUUUAGUGGUAAUUAUGAAACUUUUAGAGCUAAUUACAGUGAUACUGAGUGGAAUCCGAAUAUGGGCCAAAGAAAUCUGAAAAUGUCUAAGAAAAAUUAAAUCUGAAACUCAUCUCGAGUGUCUAUCAUGAGCGAACCCUGGCAACGACUCCAAAAAAAAACGCCAACAGAUAACAUCUUACGGAAAAAUAUUCAACACGCAAAAAUGCCCUUCAGUAAUUUUCGAAAAAGACAACUCACGAUUGUGUGCGUCGACCGGCGAUACAAUUUGACGACCGUUACUGAAAUAACAACUCGUGCUCACCAGACCAACAUCGGUGACGAAGCCACUUUCAGGGCGACUUGUGACCAUGUGGCUGCAGUUAGUGAUUACAUAAUCAUUAUCAUAAAUAACACAGGGUAUUAAUGUGUAAAAAAAAACUAAAUGUGUUAUUUUUUGUUACUAGUUCACGUCUGCUAUAGAAUUGCAAACAUUUUGUCAUAAUUCACAUUGCACUUUUAAAAGUGUUUUUUUUGUAGGUAAAAUGUACCUUUUUGUUAAGCCAGCAGGCGUUUUGGAUAAAAUAUAAUGUGUGUGGAAAGUGGAUUUUCUUUGGGCGAGAUUUUUGGUCUAUUGCUCAUUUUUGUAUACAUUUUAUUUCUCGAGUUAUAAGCAGAUUGAUGGAUAUAGUACAGAAGAAACCCUCUUAUCCUCGACCCUAUUAGCUGCAACUCAUUAUCUGCGGUGGUUGCAGGCUCCGCAAAAAUCCUAUUAUCAAUGCCCCUAUUUCUUCCUCUUAUCCGUGGUUAUCCACAAUUUUGCCUGCCCUGCGAAGCAAAGUGACUUCCUAUUACUCGCGAUUUUUCACGGAUAAGAGUCGAGCAGCUAAUCAUUCCCGAUUAUCCGCAGGGGUUUUCCUAAAUUCGUUUUCUUUAAGAGGAGCAAAAUUUAGUAAUACGUUUUUACCCUUUUAUCUGGCACAAAAAAACAACAACCUAUUACUAUAUCUUGUUACUGGCAAAGGAGGUCUCAUAAUGUAGGAGCAAAAUUGCGGAUAAUCCCGUGAAUAAUACGAUUCGCCGAUAUUGGCCCUCCAUAUCACCGUGAAUCAGACGAGCUCUCCCGUAUGAUAAUCAUUCUCAAAAGUAGACGUGUGUGUGUGUGACUCCGAGUGCUGACCACCACACAUGUUGCCUCCAGCCCAUUGCCUUUGCCCGUGUAUGUGCAACGAUGUUUGUUAUAUUUGGCCGAAUUGUUACGACGCUGGUGACAUCAAUACUUAAACGGAGGCUCCAUGUUCCCCAGUGUAAAUAUAUUCUUAACGAGAAGCAGAGUUUUGGGCAGUCUGUGAAGCACACAGCACCAAACGCUACACUAAUUUACUUAAGCUCAUUUGAAGAAAAAAAAUGAGGAUUUGUUUUUUUUUAUAAGAAUGAAUCGUAUGUGCAGUUAAGUUUACUUGACUGAGAGCUAAGCUGUCCUGGCAUUAUUUACCCAACGCAAGCAGCUGUUUAAAAUUAUAUAUUUAAAUGUAUUUAAUGUUUGUUUAAAUGUUGAACGAUAGUUCCAAUUAUUGCGUAGUUCCAUUUGCAAUAGUUUUCACUUACAGGCUUUCGCUCAAAUUGACAGUUUUAAAUAAAAAAAAAAUUUGAAGGGGCCAGUUGCCAGUUGUAUAAGUUGUGUUUUUUUCAAGCACAGAGACAUUCAUUUUCUUUGGACACAAUUAUUAGCUAAGUCAGAGAGCGAGUCUUAGACUGCCGUCACAGAUGUCAUCACAAGUUGCUGUCUCAGCUGCGAUGCUCUGAGGGUUGCGAAACAAUUUAACUCAAUGCAGUGUCAUUUUUAAACUGCGGUAAAUUCUUGUACAUAGAGAGUUGCAAUAAAUGUAUUAUUUUAAGUGCUUCAAUAUAUUGGGGUAUUUCUAAAACAAAUAUUUAAUGAUUGUACACGAGUGCAAUUCGUAUUAAUUUCAAUGCAAAAUGUAAUCGCUCAAAAAUCUUGGCAAUACUGUUGCUGAAAUAACCUCUUCAUCAACAUGUUGUAUGUUUGCAAUAACACUCUGUAUUAUUAUAUGUACAUUUUAAUUUACGUUGCAAUGCUUUGUCAGUGUUAGUUUUUGAGACGUGUUUUGUUUAUAUUUUCCGUUGAAAUUGUUCAACUUCAUUAUAUACAGAAGGAAAUAAAACCCCCAAAACAGAUCUGAAUGAAAUCUACAAAUUGAUUUAAGUAUCGUUUAACAAUGAAGUGAGCACACCCUUAAAGAAUACAGGGCUGCAUUGGUGUAUUGGUUAGCAUGCUGGACGUUAUGCGACCCAUGCAGCCACUGGUGGUGAUACAUUCACCACAAUGGAAAUACAAAUAAAUAAUUGAAUCGGAUCUUGUCCACAAAUCAUGAUACUCGAUUACAUUCGUGGUGUUUUUCGGGGGAGCUGUCGUUAUACGUUUAAUAUUUUUUUUAUAUUUAGGAAUGUAGCUAUGGGGUCCCGUUUAGAAGAGUCACAUGGACCCAUGAAUGGCGGCAUGGCAAAUGGUUGACCUGUACAUAGGUUGAGGGGGUGGGUAGCUCCCCAUAUAGAUCUCAUUUUUACAUUCAUGUUUACAUUCAUAAUCUACAAAACGCAUUCUUCACAAUACACAUUCUGUUCUGCAAUGUACGAAAACACUCCUUGAAGUCAAAAUACAUUUGAAACGUUUUCAUGAUUCGUUCCUAGUUAUUCCUAUACUGGACCGGAACUAAUAUGACCUUUUUGACUCGUAUAUUAUUUGUUUGUAUUUCUAUUUUAAGGUAGGACAUUGCAUUAAUGUUGACUGCAUUUCGAAAUGUUGAUUUUUGUUGUCAAUUUCGGCAAUAUUAAAAGCUACAUUUACUUAAGCUUUGUCAAAUCCAGUGCUGGAUGAUGGUCUCUUUGUGCCACGAUGGGAUACAGAAAUCGUUUCACCAUACUUCACCACGCUGUUGUUUACCCGUUUGAAAGUCAUUUUGUAGUGGUUUGAGUUGGGGGGGGGUCACAGCGGUUUAGAUAUCAUUCCCUACUGAUUUUAUAAAACCUAUACAUAUAAUGAAUGGGUAACAUUCAAAACGAUGUUAAGCUGCAUGUGUGUGUGUGUCACUGGUACGGAUUCAAUUACUUGACAUUUGCAAGCUUCAAAUCAAGAUUUGCAUUGCAUUUAUUAUUAUUUUUUACAAGAGCCGUGCUUCCAUCAUCCAUGGUCCGUUGCAGAUGUAAACACAUGGCAUGUGUUGUUAUUGUAGAUGCUAUAUGAGAUUGCCAAUCCGAUGUAUGCAGUGAAUGCUCUGAAUGUCAAGAUUGUAAUAUUCCAACCCGAAAAAACGACAUGAUGGUAUCAUCCCACAUUGCAUGAUGGUAUCAUCACACAACGUAGUGUGGGUUUUGGGUCCCGUGUUACCCUGUAUUGCUUAAAAACGUCCAAUUAAAUCUUGCUCGAGUAGAUUUUAAAGGUUGACAAGGACGAACUUCACACAUGGUAGAGUCACGCUGACGUCUGUGAGUUUGGCUGGUUCAGGUUCGCUCUGUUGUCAGUUGAAGGCCAUGGAUUACCGAUGGGGAAGGCUAUGAUUUUGUCACGGUCAUUUUUUGUAAAAUAAAUAAUUUCACAGCAAGGUCAUGGGAUAUGGUGGCACAGUGUCCCACCUAUAACUCUGUUUGAACUUUUUCUUCUUCAUAAACAUAGUUAUGUCUUGAGGACAUUGCAUUAAUGUCAACUACAUUUAGCGAUGUUGAAUUUCGUUGUCAAGCCAAUGAACUGAAGAUACAGUAUAUAAAAAAAAUACCUUUACAAACAAUAGCUUUUGCACGAAAUAAUGUGUGAUGGAGUACAACGAAAAGUUUACGUACAAUUGUUUUGCAACAAACCAAUGCGUGGGAGGUAUAACAAUUCACCCACCCAAAAGUGGAAUGAAUCGCAGCGAUAUAACCAUUACAUCGAUGAAAAUAAAUGCUUACUUUUACCAUACAUGCAAUUAAUUAUCGAUUUAUGAAGGGAUCAUGUACAAUAUAAUGUGUUAUAAGUAAUCUGUUUCAUGCACGUAUUAUAACUGUAUAAACUUUUUUUUUAAUUCAUAAAUUGUAAAAAAAUAUCAUUCGCACCAAUGGAUGAAGGCCCCCCCGCCCCCCGCCGCAUUGGCGUGUUCAUAAAUGUUUUUUUUUUAUCCAUAUAUCACCCACGCUGGUCAGUGUAGAUUGGUGAAGGGGUGGUUAAGCGCCGAUUCAGAUAUCAAUCGCUGCUGGUGUUAGCCGUGGCCGUCGGGUUGCUGGCUUCACAGCGAGACGCGCUGACCACGGGACGGAUUCUUCUUGCAUCGAUUAAAAAACAAACGCACGUGGAUAUCUUGGUGGCCUGUGGCCAUACCUGCUUGUUCAAGUAUAACAACCAAUAGGGCUUCAUAUUGUUUCACCUACAGAGAGUCGUUUGGGAAGAAAAAAAUAUUACACAGUGUGUGUUGUAUUUUGUGAACAGUUGAUCUGUUGAAUAUUCAUACGACCGAUUGAAGCUGGUCUCUAAGUACGACGUCUUAAAUGAAAACUUUCGUUUGUUUCAUGCAUUGAGCUUCUUAUACGCCGAUUAAUAUGAAUAAACAAAUGUAUAGAA
This is a messenger RNA of Petromyzon marinus (sea lamprey), 6097 nucleotides long. RefSeq names its product fin bud initiation factor homolog (gene FIBIN). NCBI's taxonomy places the organism in Eukaryota, Metazoa, Chordata, Hyperoartia, Petromyzontiformes, Petromyzontidae. The record is from RefSeq and is a predicted model, not a curated record.